CUCGAACAUCCUCGGUACUUCGGUAGACGUAGGCGUAUCAGGCCGUCGAUAUGUACACCUAUGGUUCUGACACUGUAGACAGCGGGAUGUGUUCAAAGUGGGCGUUGGCAAGUGCAGUACGUCCAAGUCCCACAGGAUGCGCGGGGUACGUAGUUAUGGGGUGCUAGGUGGUGUGAGGAACGAGCCGUGGAGAUGUUCAUCGUUGGUCGGGAUGGCGCCGGUCGCGCUUUCCCGAAAUGCCGCCCUACGUUCACCUUCACGUCGUUGGCCCCACGAACAAGCCAUGGUGAAUAGCUGCACUUGCGCACCAUUCACUCUGCUUUCGCUGACGCCAAUUGUUUUUGCAUUGCAAGAUUGUCGAAACAAUGCUGCUCCCCAGCUCACAGUGCCCCUGGCCCGGGCGCAAGCUAUGUUUCCGGGAGCUCCCCCCACCCACCCCCUCUCCUCUGCCCUUCCCUGGGUUGCUCCCACAUGAACCCAGUAAACCCCUCACUUGUCUCCGCGUCCGAUAAACCCACCUCCCGCACCUCCCGCGUCGCCAUCUCUUCUUUUAUCUUCGCAUUCCUAUGCGAGCUUUGCUCAAGCGGAUUCCUGCUCAUCGACAGCUUCU
Molecule: messenger RNA, 610 nt
Organism: Paraphaeosphaeria sporulosa
Lineage: Eukaryota; Fungi; Ascomycota; Dothideomycetes; Pleosporales; Didymosphaeriaceae
Exons: 1
Coding region: 137-475 (112 amino acids)
Source: RefSeq, a predicted model, not a curated record